UCUUUUUCGGAAUAAGAAAGAAAAGAAAAAGACAAAUUCAAAAUAAUAGGUUGUCUGCCUUAGUUUGGUGCUUAUUUUAACAGAAUUGAUCUACAUUACCGCUUACAACAUUCUACAUCCUUACAGUCUUUGAGAUUGCAGUGUCUAGUAGUUGCCCUCGGGUUGUCAUCGCUUUCCGCCACUUACACACAUCGUAAUGUGGUUAAAAGUUCUGAAUCUGUCUGUCUUCUGACGUAUCGGUGCCCAUUUACGGUUAUCUUUGUCAAUUUGGGGUGACCAGGUACUUUUUCAUCCUGCGAGGCCAAGAUGGCAGAAAAUCCAGAUUCUCGUCAGCUAUUUGAAGUGUCGAAUAUGUUAGAUUCAGACACCCAUGAUCCCUGUUGGCUCCCACAAGAUAUAUCUGAGAAUGACUCAUUUUGCCCAGUUUCGAGUAUUGCAAUUAAAAAUGAGCCCAUUUAUCACUACAUCAUGGAUGGUGCUGGUGGGACAGGUCAAUAUUUGCCUGUUGUCACAAUUGGUGCUGAUGGCCAGCUAAGAGCCGUCACAGAUCCUUCAAUUUUAACAAACCAAUCCAAUGUCCAGUCUGUUGAUGUUGGAGAAGAAGUAAUAGUUUUUCCAGACAAAACUACUCAGUCUGAAGCUCUCCCAGAAGGAAUUGUAGAAAUAGAUGUGGAUGCUGGGGAUGAAGAAAUCUCCUCAGAGGCCAUAAGCAUUGACCAACAAAACCAACUUCCAAUUGUUACUACUUUUCUUGCACCUAAUAAGAAUGUUACUAUUGGUGGAAUUCAAUACAUUCAAGCAAAGACAAACAAAACUUCUACUAAAAUUCUGCCUGCUUCUUCUACUUCUUCCAAUGUUUCUGGUGCUGGCAAUCCAACCCUUCGAAAAGCCAAGUUCCAAUGCAAGGUUUGUCUCAAGACUUUUUCUCAACAAGUCAAUUUGCAAACUCACUAUCGCAUUCAUACUGGGGAGAGACCUUUCCAAUGUCAAGUUUGCCAAAAAGCUUUCACGCAGCAACCUAAUUUGUGGAAGCAUAUGCGAACACACACUGGUGAACGACCUUUCCAGUGUCGGGUCUGUCAGAAGUGCUUCACACAGCAAGGCAAUCUGUCCAAGCAUGAGAAGAUUCAUACAGGAGAGAAACCUUACAAAUGCCCUCAAUGUGAGAAAACAUUUGCUCAGCGCUCAAAUUUGAUGACACACAUCACACUUCACACAGGUGUUCGGCCUUUCAAGUGUGAAGUAUGUGACAAGUCAUUUGCACAGAGAGCAAACUUACUGACCCACAACAUGACCCACACUGGUGAACGUCCUUACAAGUGUGAAGUUUGUGAAAAGGGCUUUUCUCAACAAGCUAACUUGGUGAAGCAUGUGCGUUUGCACACUGGAGAACGGCCGUACAGUUGCCGGUUUUGCAGCCGAACUUUUGCUCAGCAAGCAAAUCUUGAUCGACAUGAAAGGAUUCACACUGGCAUAAAGCCAUAUGCGUGCAGCCAAUGUUGGCGUGCAUUUGGACAGAAGACAAAUUUGCAAAAGCAUGAGGCCACUCAUCAUCAAGAGAAAGCUUUUCCUUGCUUUUUGUGUCGCAAAGCUUUUGUGGCUAAAAACUCUCUCGAGAAACAUCAGCAAAAAAUGCAUGCUCAUCAGAUGUAUCCAAAUUGUUGUGCUGGAAAACCUCAUUCAAAGGACUGUGGGCCUCCACCAAACAACCCAGUGUCAAUCAAAAAAAUUCCAGGAGAAUUAGACGCUAAUUCUCAAAAGGUUAAAGUGGUUUCAAUGGAAUUGGAGGAUGGUCCAGAUAUGGAUGAGUUGGACGAGCAGCAACAAAUCAAAGUUGUUCGGCUUUUAGAACCUAACGUGCUUCAUCAUCAGGAUGAUUUACCUGAACUAAUUGAAGUGCACAUUCCUCAUAUGGAUGAUCUGCAGUUGAGGCAGGAUCUUGAUGAGGAGGAGGAGGAAGAAGAAGAGGAAGAGGAGGAGGAGGAGCAACAGUACUUGGAUGGUGCUACUGAUGACACAUCAAGUCCUGUAACUGUGUCUAUUUUACAAGAUGAUUAAAUAUUAUCAAUUAGCCUCAGUGAACUUUCAGUGAAUGUGACUUCAUUUUUAAGUGGCCUUAAUUAGCCAAUAUAGUUACCGUAACUAGUUUUUGAUUUUGUGUGUAAUGAAGUGAGUCAUUUGUUGUCUCAUUUGAGGAAACAAGUUGUUAUAAUAGAGGCCUUGUGCUUACCACACAAUAUUACCAUUAUGAACCUUUUACUGUUAAAUAAGCAACAACAUAUAUAUUAACAUAUAUAUAUCUGGGACAUAGUAUGUGUAAUUGUUGGCCAACAUGAGAGAAUCUUUACAAAAUUGGACUGAAAUUUGUUUUAUCAUACAGGAAUUUAAAACUGCACCACUUAUAAUUAUUUCGUGUUUUUUUUUUUUUUUUUUUUUUUUUUUUCAGUUUAUAAGUCACUCAUGUCUAUGCCUUUUCUUUUUAAAUACAUUUUUGACUGGUAUUGUUGCAAUCUUGAAAAAUCCUGUAAUAUUAACCUUCAUUUGUUGCUUCACCAGUCACCUUAAGGGACCAUUUGUCUUUUGACUUUGUUAUGUACAGUAGAUCACUAGACAUGUUAGCAGAAUAAUUAUGGAGAUAUGGUUUCCCCAAUACAAAGUAUAAUAUUGGAAAACAAUUCCUAGUCAAGUGAAAUCAGCAUUUUCUUGUAGGUACAUUCCAUUUUUAUAAUUUUAUGUUGUUUCAUAGUUCUAUGAUGCCUUCAGUCUCUCACUCUUUCUUCGCAUCAUCUCAGAGAGAACUUGCAAAAAAGUUUUGAUUUUCUUAGCUCUGACUUGUCUUCCACAGCCCUGAAUUGCCUGAUUGUUUAUCAUACUGUUUUCUUUUGUUUGAAGUUUAUACUUGAAUGCUGUUUUUCUUACAGAAAAUAUUACAACUGAGGAUUGUAAAAAUAAA
Molecule: messenger RNA, 2953 nt
Organism: Frankliniella occidentalis (western flower thrips)
Lineage: Eukaryota; Metazoa; Arthropoda; Insecta; Thysanoptera; Thripidae
Product: zinc finger protein 570
Exons: 10
Coding region: 307-2058 (583 amino acids)
Source: RefSeq, a predicted model, not a curated record